This is a messenger RNA of Pygocentrus nattereri (red-bellied piranha), 1672 nucleotides long. RefSeq names its product cyclin Dx (gene ccndx). Gene Ontology annotation, cellular component: cyclin-dependent protein kinase holoenzyme complex; nucleus; cytoplasm. Gene Ontology annotation, molecular function: cyclin-dependent protein serine/threonine kinase regulator activity. Gene Ontology annotation, biological process: positive regulation of G1/S transition of mitotic cell cycle; mitotic cell cycle phase transition; regulation of cyclin-dependent protein serine/threonine kinase activity. NCBI's taxonomy places the organism in Eukaryota, Metazoa, Chordata, Actinopteri, Characiformes, Serrasalmidae. The record is from RefSeq and is a predicted model, not a curated record. The coding region runs from base 323 to 1237 and encodes 304 amino acids. The transcript has 5 exons.
GUCCCCUUUUCUCUUUCCGACUGUAUAUAAGGGGCCAGGCGAGAGGAGCAGGUCAGAUUCACAGCGGCUCCACCACACAUACGACACCAGCACUGACGGCACUGACAGGCCGCAAAUACAAUAACUGCCACAUUCAAACAGGAACGUAUGCGUAUUCCUUCAUUUGGACUCGAAAGGAGCUACUGGAGCAGAGGACAGCGGUGGACCUCACUCUAGGAACAGCGCUCGUCUCUGUAGCCGAUCUCUCUGGGCCGAUUCCUGUCACUGCUCACGAGCUCCAAACUCAGUAACUCAGCCGCUGCUGGGACACGCACACUCGGGCAUGCAGGUGGAGGGGAUGUCUGUGUCUCUGUGGUGUGAGGAGGAGGAGGAUGUCCAGCCUGUUGGUCAGAGAGAAUCAGUCUCGGUCCGAGCCCCCCGGGACCCCCAUGCAUCAGGACUGAGGGUCAUCCACGGACUGCUGCACUCUCAGGACAGAUACCUCCCCUCCCCACUGUACACCUCACUCAUCCAGAAAGAACCCAAACGUAGAGAAGAGCUGGCCAAGUGGACACUGGAGGUGUGCUGUGACUGUGGUUGUGAUGAGUCUGUGUUCCCGCUGGCCGUCUCUCUGCUGGACCGCUAUCUGUCCGCCACUCUUUCUCUGCCCUCCUCUCCGUCCUGUCUGGCUGCAGCCUGCAUCCUGGUGUCCUCUAAGCUGGUGGAGAGCGAUCCGGUCAGUGCAGACACUCUGUGUGCUGCAGCAGAGUAUGAGUUCCUGACCUCCAGCGUCAGAGAGAUGGAGCGUGUGGUUCUAGGCACUCUGAGGUGGGACGUGGCUGCAGUGACCCCUCAGGACUUCAUCCCUCACUUGCUGUCGUGUCUGGAGGAGCUGGAGGGAGACGAUGCGGACAGAGACUUCAUCUCCACCCUCAGACGUCACAGUGACACUCUGGUGGCCUUGUGUGUUUGUGACUCCCGCUUUCUGGGCACACCGGCCUCGCUGGUGGCUGCAGCAGCGGUCUACUCAGCUGUCCGGGGUCUGGAGGAGAAAAGCCGGAGAGAAACGAGUCACAUGACCUCCAUACUGGUCGCACUGUGUCAGACUGAUGUGGCCCUACUGCAGUGCUACAGUGAGCUGAUAGAGGAUGCUCUCAGGGAACGACUGAGAAACAGCAGAGAGGAAGAGGAGAAAGAUGGAGGGAUGGAGGAUGAAAGGUCCAGCACACCAACCGACCUGAGAGAGAUAGACUUUUAACACACAGGAAUAAAGUAGCCAUUUAAAGUUGAACUGCAGUCUUGCUGUUAGUUAUCAGUGAAACUGAUGUAAACCUGCUUUCUGAAUGUGGUCUUAUCAAAUGAUCUAAUGCUUAUUUAAUAAUUAUCCUUAUUUAUUUGUUUCUUUGAGGUAUUAAGGUGCCAUGCGUCUAUGUUUUUUUUGUCAUUACUGUGAUUUCUGUGAUUUUUUUCUUAACUGCCUUUUGUGUUGGGUGGCAUUUUUGCUGUGUGAGGGUCUAAGUUGUGAGGUAUACUGUUAAUUUAUUCAUCAUCAAUUUAUUUAUUAUGUGGAUGUUAUAAUUUGUGUAUUUAUUUUAUUUGGCGGUUUUGCUCUGUAUGACAGUGUCCAAUGAAAUCUAUUUUUCAAUUAAAUAAUAUUUUUAUCUAUUUUCAAAUAAUAAAUAAUAUUGACUAA